AUGUCUGUUAAUAUUACAAUUCCUGAUGGUUGGAUAAUAAAUAAAGAAGAUGUUGGUAAAAUAAGUAAUUUAUUAAUUUAUCAAAAAAUUAAUAUGAUUGUUGGAGGAAUUGGUACAAUUAUUAAUAUUUUUCUUUUUACUAUUUUAAUAACAGCUAAAUAUUUUAUUCAAAACGGGAAAUUAACAAUAUUUUUAUGUAUUGGUGAUUUAAUAAAUUGUUUAUAUAUAUUUUUACAAGGAUAUACAAGAUAUAAUAUUUAUAUGAUUGUUAUUGAAAAAAGAAUUAAUAAAAAACAAACUUAUUGGUCAUGUGCAUUAUUACCUUUUGAUUGGUUAGGUAUUAUUGGUUCAUUAAUACCACAUAUGGUUACACUUGUUAUUGGUAUUGAAAGAAUAAUUGCAUUAAAAUAUCCAAUAUUUUAUAAAAAAUAUUUAAAUGAUGGUCAACUUAAAUUUUCAAUUUUUUGUUUAUUUUAUUUAAUAAUUUCUCUUAUAAUUGCAUUUAUAUUAGCUUAUAUAAAUAAAGAUAUUGAAUCUAAAUAUUGGUGUGGAAGAAAAAGAUCUUAUACUGUAUAUUAUGCAAGUUUUAUAUAUGUACAAAAUGUUAUAGGAUAUGUUGGUUGUUUUUUAUUUACUUUUAUUAUUAUGCUUCAUAUUAAAAUUACAUCUAUAAAUAAAUUAAAAGUUAAAGAAAAAAGUGGUAAAAAAUUUUCUUCUAAUGAUACAAGGCAAUUAAGAAAUUAUAGAAGAAUAAAACAAAUUGUUAUAAUUUCAUUUAUUUCAUCUGUAACAAUAUCUAUUCCAAGUUUUGUUUCAUUAGCAUCAUCAGUUCUUAGUGGUUUAGAUGCUGCAAUUGCAGAUCCAUCUGAUUGGAUAUCUGUAGGUAAAUCUUCAAUCAACCUAUUUGUAUACAUGAUACUAAACAAAGAAUUUCAAUUAAGAUUUUUUGGUGAUAUACUUAGAAUUCAAUCAUACCAAACAACAAAAACAAACUCUUUCAUAACUACAAAAAUAUUACCUGGAGAAAAAACUAAAAAGUUUUAG
Strongyloides ratti is the source of this 1044-nucleotide messenger RNA. Its product is annotated as GPCR, rhodopsin-like, 7TM domain and 7TM GPCR, olfactory receptor/chemoreceptor Srsx family-containing protein. The coding region runs from base 1 to 1044 and encodes 347 amino acids. The transcript has 4 exons. Gene Ontology annotation, cellular component: membrane. The record is from RefSeq and is a predicted model, not a curated record. Lineage: Eukaryota; Metazoa; Nematoda; Chromadorea; Rhabditida; Strongyloididae.